Molecule: messenger RNA, 1258 nt
Organism: Oryzias latipes (Japanese medaka)
Lineage: Eukaryota; Metazoa; Chordata; Actinopteri; Beloniformes; Adrianichthyidae
Gene: txnl4b
Product: thioredoxin-like 4B
Biological process (GO): mRNA splicing, via spliceosome
Cellular component (GO): U5 snRNP; U4/U6 x U5 tri-snRNP complex; spliceosomal complex
Source: RefSeq, a predicted model, not a curated record
GGAAUACAUCCACGCUGCAUGAAAGGAAAUACGGAUCAAUAGUCUUUAAGUUUCAAAGCUCAUUUUUACGUUAAUAAGACUUGUAGCAUCGUAGAAUAUCUAAAGAAAAUAGAGAAUAUUACCAAUGAUGAUCCAACGUGUGUCAGUGUACGAGAUUUUUCAUAUCGGGUGGAAGGUCACGUUGUUUCAGGGUGUCGCACUGUAAUGUGUCGUAUUUGUUUCCAAACGGAAGCUUUUCGGUCCUGAACAACAGUUGAUGAUGUAAUUUCCGCUAACUUUUCGCGACGAAAGUCACGAAGCUAACACAUCAGCCCGCAAAAUGAGUUUGUUUUUGCCUAAAUUAACAACCAAAAAGGACAUUGAUGAUGUUAUCAAAGGGGUGGCUGAAAAAGUCGUUGUUCUGCGAUUUGGGAGAGACGAAGACUCGGUUUGUUUGCAGCUGGAUGAGAUUUUAUCGAAAACUGCUCACGACUUGAGCAACAUGGCUUCCAUUUAUAUAAUAGAUGUAGACAAAGCGCUGAUAUACACAAGAUAUUUCGACAUUAGUUACAUUCCUUCAACUGUUUUCUUUUUCAACGGGCAGCACAUGAAAGUUGACUAUGGCUCACCAGAUCACACCAAGUUUGUCGGCAGCUUCAAAACCAAGCAGGACUUUAAGGAUUUGAUUGAGGUCAUCUACAGAGGAGCCAUGCGAGGAAAAAUGAUUGUCCGUAGUCCUAUUGACCCUCGAAAUAUCCCAAAAUACGACCUCCUCUUUCAUGGGAUUUAGAGCCAUACCUUUGUCAGACUAAGUAAUGUUGUAAAGCAGUGAAUCACUGACUCGUGAAAACAAUAGAUGGUUCUGACUGAUAGAUGUAGGAGUUGCUUUUUCACUUUGUUGUUAGGUCGUGGACACAAAUUUUUUUAAAAACUAUUUAUUUUGAACGUUUCCCAUGGAAAACACCUGAUUAGACAAUUACUUUGGUUUUGUAUGAAUAUUUAAUAAAAUGUCAUGUUUAAAAUUGUCUCUCCUUUAAGUUGUUUUUCUUUUUCUGUUAUCAUUGGCCAGUUUCUGUAUUGUUGUUUUUUACUCGAUGCAUGCUUAGGUGGUGGUCAUCCCAGUUGGUGUAACCACCUCAUUGUAAAGGUGUGAAAUUGAAUGAAGGAAAUACAAUUUCUGCUAUUUUAUUUUGAUUGAAUUGAAAUAUGUUUACAGCCAAAAACAAACUGUCGAUGCAUGUAUGUAAUAAUUAAAUAAUGCUUUCUUUUGCUGUGCUAC